Trichechus manatus latirostris (Florida manatee) is the source of this 1257-nucleotide messenger RNA. RefSeq names its product carboxypeptidase B1 (gene CPB1). Bases 4 to 1257 code for a protein of 417 amino acids. Gene Ontology annotation, molecular function: metallocarboxypeptidase activity; zinc ion binding. Lineage: Eukaryota; Metazoa; Chordata; Mammalia; Sirenia; Trichechidae. Gene Ontology annotation, biological process: proteolysis. The transcript has 11 exons. The record is from RefSeq and is a predicted model, not a curated record.
ACAAUGCUGGCGUUCCUCGUUCUUGUAGCUGUGGCUUUAGUGUCUGCUCACCAGUCUGGUGAGCACUUUGAAGGCGAGAAGGUGUUCCGUGUCAACGUUGAAGAUGAAAAUCAUAUCAACUUAAUCCAGGAGUUGGCCAGCAUCAACCAGAUUGACUUCUGGAAACCAGAUUCUGCUACGCAAAUCAAACCUCACAGCACAGUCGACUUUCGUGUUAAGGCAGAAGAUAUUUUCACGGUGGAGGACUUUCUGGAGCAGAAUGAGUUACAAUAUGAGGUGUUGAUCAACAACCUGAGAUCCGUGCUGGAGGCUCAGUUUGACAGCCACGUCCGUGCAGCUGGACACAGUUAUGAGAAGUACAACAACUGGGAAACGAUAGAGGCUUGGACCCAACAAGUCGCCACGGAUAAUCCAGACCUCAUCUCUCGCAGUGUCAUUGGAACCACAUUUCAAGGACGCAGUUUAUACCUCCUCAAGGUUGGCAAAGCUGGAAACAAGAAGCCCGCCAUUUUCAUAGACUGUGGUUUCCAUGCCAGGGAGUGGAUUUCCCCUGCAUUUUGCCAGUGGUUUGUGAGAGAGGCUGUUCGUACCUAUGGGAGUGAGGUCGACACGACAAACCUUCUCAAUAAGUUAGACUUUUAUGUCCUGCCCGUGUUCAAUAUUGAUGGCUACGUCUACAGCUGGACCACGAAUCGAAUGUGGAGAAAGACCCGCUCCACCAAUUCCGGAAGUGCCUGCAUUGGCACAGACCCCAACAGAAAUUUUGAUGCUGGUUGGUGCCAAAUCGGAGCUUCUCGAAGCCCUUGUGCUGAAACUUACUGCGGAUCUGCUGCAGAGUCUGAAAAAGAGACCAAGGCCCUGACUAAUUUCAUCCGCAAAAACCUCUCUUCCAUCAAGGCCUAUUUGACAAUUCACUCAUACUCCCAGCUUCUGCUCUACCCUUACUCCUAUGCUUACAAACUCCCCGAGAACAAUGAUGAGUUGAACGCCCUGGCUAAAGCCGCUGUGGCAGAACUUGCCACGCUGUACAACACCAAGUAUACAUAUGGCCCCGGAGCUACAGCAAUCUAUCCUGCUGCAGGGGGCUCUGAUGACUGGGCUUUUGACCAAGGAAUCAAAUAUUCCUUCACCUUUGAACUCCGGGAUACAGGCAGAUACGGCUUUGCGCUCCCAGAGUCCCAGAUCCAGCCAACCUGUAAGGAAACGUUGCUGGCCGUCAAGUACAUUGCCAACUACAUCCUGAAACAUCUGUACUAG